Prosopis cineraria is the source of this 1957-nucleotide messenger RNA. RefSeq names its product putative UDP-glucuronate:xylan alpha-glucuronosyltransferase 4. Lineage: Eukaryota; Viridiplantae; Streptophyta; Magnoliopsida; Fabales; Fabaceae. The record is from RefSeq and is a predicted model, not a curated record. The coding region runs from base 25 to 1779 and encodes 584 amino acids. Gene Ontology annotation, molecular function: glycosyltransferase activity. Gene Ontology annotation, biological process: xylan biosynthetic process. The transcript has 2 exons.
UUUCAUCGAGUAUAAAUCAAAUUAAUGUCAUUCAUUAACUUUCACAAAAAUAGUGAGACGCUACCUCACACCAAUCCAAACCAAAUGGCUUCUAAGUCCUCCCUCUGUCGUUUGUCUUUCCAACAAAAAACUUUCGUCUUUUGUCUCUUGCUUGUCUCUCUCCCGCUGCUGCUCUACACGCCUCCAUUGAAAUCCCAAAGAGUAUUGCUUCAGGUUCAGGAACAGAACACCGGACUUGCUUGGUUUGAUGCCAUAGCAAGAGAUAUUUAUACCAAAAAGAUCAAGGUAGGUCUGGUUAACAUAGACGAAGCAGAACACGAUACUCUGUCCGAGCAAUUGUACAAAUCAUACCCACAAGUAUUACCGACGGUAUCUGUCAAAUUCGAUCGUGUUGACAAGAAUCUGAAAUGGCAAGAUUUUUUUCCCGAGUGGAUCGACGAAGAUCACAAAUGGGGCGACCCAAAGUGCCCAAACAUGCCUAUGCCGACGUUGGAAAAUUACCAGGAUGUGAACGUGGUGGUGGCCAGAGUUCCAUGCGGGAAUAGUAACAGAACAGAGAAGAGAGGCGUGAGGGACUUGUUUAGGUUACAAGUGAAUUUGGUAGUGGCUAAUUUGGCAGUGGAGGGUGGGUGGAUGAAGCUGGAAGGAGAUAAUCGGAGACAAGUGUAUGUUGUGCUCAUAGGAAAUUGUGGUCCCAUGAUUGAGAUUUUCAGAUGUGAUGAUCUUUUGAUGCAUCAAGGUGAGUAUUGGGUAUACAAGCCUGAGUUAACAAGGCUUAAGCAGAAAAUUCUCAUGCCUCCCGGAUCAUGUCAGAUUGCUCCUGCUUAUGCCCAAACGGGCAAAGAGGUGUGGAGAGCUUAUUUGUCAGAAUUGAAGGUAUUGAAGCACGACCCGAGGCCAAAAUUGGCCUAUGUCACGAUGCUCCACACUUCAGAAGCCUACGUGUGUGGAGCAAUUGCUUUAGCCCAAAGCAUUCUCCAAACCCCAGUGAGCGUCAUUCAGUUCUACAACUACACCAGGGACCUCAUCCUCCUCGCAGACAAUUCAAUCAGUCCCAUGUCCAUCAAAGGACUUGAAGCCGCGGGAUGGAAGAUCAAGCGCAUUCAACGCAUCCCGAAUCCCUUUGCCAAGAAAGGUUCCUAUAAUGAGUGGAACUACAGUAAGCUCAGGAUAUGGCAGCUCACUGACUAUGACAAGAUCAUCUUCAUAGAUUCUGACUUUCUGGUACUGAAAAACAUGGACGAUUUCUUCGUCUACCCUCAGCUAUCAGCCGCACCUAAUGACUGCACGUUCUUCAACUCUGGCUUGAUGAUCAUAGAGCCAUCCCAGUGCAUGUUUGAGGAAUUAAUGAGGAGAGUUUGGCGACUAGACUCGUAUAAUAAAGGUGACCAAGGCUUUCUGAACGAGGUGUUCACGUGGUGGCACAGGUUGCCGUGGAGGCUAAAUCGUUUGAAGGAUUCCAGGGAGAUAGAAGAAGAUGAAUUGUAUGGGAUGCAUUAUUUGGGGGUGAAGCCAUGGAUGUGUUACAAGGAUUAUGAUUGCAAUUGGGACGUGGAGGAUCGUCGCGUGUUUGCGAGUGACUCGGCUCACCAGUUGUGGUGGGACGUGUACGAGGAAAUGCCACGAGGGCUGCAAUCAUACUGUGGGCUUAGCCAGAGAAUGGAGGAAAGGAUACUGAGGUGGAGAAGAGAAGCUAGAAAUGCCAAUUUCUCCGACAUGCAUUGGAACAUUGAGAUCAGGGAUCCUAGAACCAGAUUAGGAAAGCUCCAAGUUGUAUGAGAUGCAUCGCAAUUAAUAAUUAUCGUUGGACUAGCCAUUCAAUCCAAUCCAAUCCAUCCAUUAUCAUCAUCAUCAUCAUCGAAUCUCCAAUUUUCCAUUCAAAUUAUGAAUCAUAGUAAUUACAUUUCAAUCAUCGAUGAAUUUGUUGAGUGCUAAUUUGAACAUAUUAAUUGGCUUG